GUUGGGGUGUGCAAGUCACAGAAGUCAUACUUGCUAUAAACUUACAUACUUGAAACUUUUUUAUUUUUUCUAAUACCUUAAUAUUGCAUUUUAUUUGUUAAACUCAAAGGUCCAUUUUUGCCACUUAAAAUACCAUCACCAAAUCUAAAGCACGAUGAUUGACAAGGUUACUGGAGCUGGGGUUUUGCCCUUUGCAGUCCAGCUCAAAGCUCUUCUGGACAAAGAGGCCCGAUAUCAGCCCAAACUCUGUGGACUCCGACUCAUUGAGUCUGCUCAGGAUAAUGGCCUGAGGAUGACUGUCAAGUUGAGAGAUUUUGAAGUGAGAGAUCUUCUCACCUUGAAACAAUUUUUUGGUUUCAGUGCAGAGACAUUCUCCCUGGCUGUGAAUCUUCUAGAUCGAUUUCUGGCUGUGAUGAAGAUUCAGCCCAAGCACCUGUCAUGUGUUGGCCUUUGCUGCUUCUACAUUGCUGUGAAGAAUUCAGAAGAGGAGAGGAAUGUUCCUUUGGCCAGUGACCUCAUCCGGAUCAGUCAGAACCGCUUCACUGUCCAUGACAUGAUGAGGAUGGAAAAGAUCAUUCUGGAAAAGCUCUUCUGGAAGGUCAAGGCUCCAACUGCCCUUCACUUCCUUCGAUUCUUUUACUUUCGCAUUCAAGAACAGUUGGAUACUGAAAGUAAGAGUUUUCUGAACAUUGAGAGGCUUGAGGCUAAGUUGAAGGCUUGCCAUUGCUCCUUUACUUUCACAAAAAUUAAGCCUUCGCUACUUGCUCUGUCCCUGCUGGCUCUGGAGAUCCAGGAACAGUAUGAAUGUGAAGCUGUUCCUGCUCUGAAACGAGAGCUGGAUGGUCUACAAGAGAGUUUGAGCGUGAAAGAUGGAGACCUGGUUUGUGUGAGAGAAGUUGUUGCUAAGUGCCUAGUUGAAUAUGCCACCACCAAGUGCUUGAAGCCAAAUGGCCAGAGACUGCGAUGGAUUAUUUCGGGUAGAACAGCACAACAGCUGAAGCACAGCUACUUCAAGAUUGCUCAUUUACCCACAAUUCCUGAAUAUGCUUGUUAAGGUUGUUGGGUGCCCAUACCUGGAGGUGCUGCUUCCCAGCUGAUGAUAAUGUGAUUUCUAUUGGUACUUUUAAUCCAGGUUGUGGGCACCCAACAAUAAUUUUCCAGAGCUUAAUUUCUUUAAAAAGCUCUUAAAGAGUGCUUUAUUUCUCUCCUCCCCAGUCAUUUGUGUUAUACCUACCAUGAAAAUAUUUAUUUUACAUCAGCACUACCUCCAAUGUAGAGGUUUCUAGUCAAGGGUGGGUUUCAGCAAGUUGUACAGCAUACUCCUUUUUAAUCUGUGCAAGAAGCGCUGGUUGUUUAAAGCAAUGAAGUCUAGAACCGCCUAGGUCCUCAGUCCACUGUGUGGAAGAGGAGGGAGAAGGGUUUUGUGAAUCAAAAUGACAACGGAAAAGAGAUCAGGCCCAAAACCCUUAAACUCCCACCCUAGGUUGUAAACCGUUGUAAUGCACACUCCUACCCAAGGUGAUGUUUUUUUUUCUUUCUUUUCUUAUUAUGGUGUUCUGCUUUCUAACAUGAUGUGAUUAAAACGGGAUGACUAUGGAUGCAUGGUUUUAACUUUUAAUUAUAUGCAUAUAAUGGAAAAAACAAGGUAGUUGUAAUUUACCAGGCUGAAGUUUUUUUGAAUUUGGUUUCUCCUUACUCCAACUGUAUGCGACUGACCAUGUUUAUACCUGGUAUGAAUUAGCAUUCUAACAUAAAAUGAGUGGUGAAAAUACAAUUGAAGUUCUUUUGAAUUUUAUUUUCAAGUGGAUUUAAAUUCAUAAAGACGUUUGUUUUGGUGCUAAUCUGGAAGUUGAGAGCUGCAUCCUACAAAUGUAUGUAG
Molecule: messenger RNA, 1879 nt
Organism: Xyrauchen texanus (razorback sucker)
Lineage: Eukaryota; Metazoa; Chordata; Actinopteri; Cypriniformes; Catostomidae
Product: cyclin-G1-like
Exons: 6
Coding region: 155-1054 (299 amino acids)
Biological process (GO): mitotic cell cycle phase transition; regulation of cyclin-dependent protein serine/threonine kinase activity
Cellular component (GO): cytoplasm; cyclin-dependent protein kinase holoenzyme complex; nucleus
Molecular function (GO): cyclin-dependent protein serine/threonine kinase regulator activity
Source: RefSeq, a predicted model, not a curated record